GUUUGAAGCCAGCAAUGAAGUUAAGCCGAGCUACAUUUCACAUCAGUGCACUUUCCAUCCAUGUGUUACGUGCGUUUGAGAGGCAUACUUGUUACAAACGUUAAAUUUUUGCUUGUGCUCGUGUCGCGUAGUGUGCAAGGUUAUCGUUAAUUUCUUUCCCAACUAUAACCUUCAUUGAAAAGUGAGAAAACUUACGCGAGCAGACAGGCAAAAUGUCUUUCAUGCGAGGACCUGCUCCCGUUCGGAGGACGCUGCAGUAUCUCGAGAAAGGUCGCCUGGUGUUCAAGGACCGAGUGAAAAUCAUGAGCCUGAAUUUCAACACUGCUGGAAGAGCCAGGGAUCGGCACGAAGGCAUGAAAGAUUUCGUCUUCUGGUUUCUGCCUCAGGUUCAGUACAAAAAUCCUGACGUACAGGUCGCUAUAUUCAAGAACAUGACGCCGACGCCGUUCGCCAGGUUCUGGCUGGAAGACGGCAAAGAGGUCAUCAUGGACGUAGACGGAAAGAGCAAGGAAGAGAUCCUAAACCAAAUGCUUGUGACGCUGGGCAAGACGACCGAGCAGCUACAGAGGGAAGCACUGAUGCGAGAGAAGAAAGACACGCCGGCCAACUUCGGCAGACAUUACGACAAGUUUUGCAUCUGCGAAGUGCCAGGACAAGUCCCUUGCCCGGGAAUCGUACCGCUGCCUAAAAGCAUGCGUGGAAAGUUCCGACUUGAACAGGAACUGUGAAUUAAAAACAAAGAGUGGUGCUGUUUGGAAUUGUAUGAGCGAGUGGCAAGAAAUUACUGUGAAAUUGCCGAUUCGUAUGAACUGCGUUGGCAUCGUGGCAAUACGUUGUCGCUUAUUGGUACCAGGAGUGCUGAUGCUGUAGACAAUUCAAUGAAAGCGACAAUUAUGAAUAGAACUUUGUUCCUGUGCAGAUUUCAUGAGCAUUCUUUGGGACCUGAAUGAGCAUGAAUUUUCUAUUGCUUCCCUGUACCCAUGAAUCAAUGGAAUCGCAGGAAGGCAAAAGAAUGUUUCAUCCGGAGCGCAUGGUGCAUCUCUAGAACAUUUCAUGACAGAUUUAUCCGGUGCGGUAACUACCAGCAGAAAUUCCAUACAGGCUAGAGCGACUCACCGCAAGUUUCCCUUAAAGAGGCCCUGAGACAGUUUUCUAACUAAUCCUAGAGUGACCUCACUAUCUAAGUACAUAGCCUCACAGAUCUCUUGCAGCUAACGUUUUUUUUUUUUAAUGCUUCAGUAAUAAGUGGAGUUAGUAGUAGUCAUUGCUCCAAUAAUGAGCUUUCUAUCUCCUUUUGUUUCCACUAGCAUGUUGGAAGCUACAUGGGGAAGGAGGCAAAGCCGCACCUAAAAAUUGAGUGUCUCGGCGACAAAAGGGCUCGGCGCAGCACCCCAUGGCGCCCGCCGCCCACAGUACAUUUUGUCACGCAGUGCACUGUUGCUAUCUCGGAAGCCACACGCAGAAGACACAGCUAUGCUCAACUGUCAUGUUUAGAUCUGCAGUGCAAAGAUGAACUUAUUUUUCUGUAUCUUUGAGAUAGCCAAAAUAUAUUAUCUAACUCAAUAUUAGCAAUAAUAGUA
This is a messenger RNA of Dermacentor albipictus, 1580 nucleotides long. It is a transcript of the gene mRpS25, whose product is annotated as mitochondrial ribosomal protein S25. Gene Ontology annotation, molecular function: structural constituent of ribosome. Lineage: Eukaryota; Metazoa; Arthropoda; Arachnida; Ixodida; Ixodidae. The record is from RefSeq and is a predicted model, not a curated record. Gene Ontology annotation, cellular component: mitochondrion.